Messenger RNA from Phragmites australis (common reed), 5098 nucleotides. Its product is annotated as putative disease resistance protein RGA4. The transcript is spliced from 2 exons. Gene Ontology annotation, molecular function: ADP binding. Lineage: Eukaryota; Viridiplantae; Streptophyta; Magnoliopsida; Poales; Poaceae. The record is from RefSeq and is a predicted model, not a curated record. Gene Ontology annotation, biological process: defense response to other organism. Bases 1840 to 4821 code for a protein of 993 amino acids.
UGCUACCUCAGGUCUUUUUUGUUUGUGCUCCUAGGAUUUGAUCGUUAAUAUGUUUAAAUCUCGCAACAAACAAUUGCUAUAUGAGAAUGAUACGAUUAAAGUCAUGUUCUUAAAGUCUUCCAUAAACGUAUAGAUUCCGUAAAGUAAUAGUCAAACGUGCACCUCGAAGAUUGUAAAAAAUCAAUAACUGCAAAAGAAAAAGAACAGAGGGAGUAUCUAGCAAAUAUGGUAUGGCCCGGCCCGUUUAUGGUUGUACGGAGCAGGCCCAGCCCGGCCCGCAAUAAACUGUUUUCGCCAAAUUAUUAUGCGGGCUGGGCCAGGUUAGCAUGACGAAAUCCGGCCGUAUUUGGUGACAAGUUACGGGCUGAGCCCAGCCCAAUUAACCUGUCCAGCCCAGGAAAAUUGGGCCGACAAGACCUCCUCCCUGCGAAUGGCUGACUGCGGCGGGUUCUCCUCCAGGCUGCGGUCGCUGCUCGUUAUUCCGGCGUGGGCGCUUCCAGGCAACCCGCGGCGACCUCGAUCAGCUCACACGCUGGCCAUGGCCCGUCGUACGCUCGUCGGCAAGCCAAGUUGCCGACCACUGCACAGGACUAGGAUGUUCGAGGUGACCGCCGUGCUGCUCCUACCCCAAAAUCCCCAGCGCGAGUGCCGCGAGUACUUGCGGACUCCCCUCCUCUUCCUUAAGCUUUAUCCACGGGAAACGGGUACUUGCGGACUCCCCUCCUCCUCCUUAGCCUGCAAUUUCUAUUGGCUGCGUGAGUUCUUUUAUCAGUUGCCGCGAGUGCCGCGCGGACCUAGUUUGUUUCGUUGGAGGCUGUGGUGCCGUUUCAAUCCUUGAUGAAUUUUACUGCCACUUGCCAAUGUCUCGUAUCUGUCAUGCGGUCAUGCCUAUGCUAGUUUGCAACAACUGUCAUUUUUUGUAAGGAGAUCUGUUGGCAACCGAGGGAGCAAACACUACAAGCAUCUUCUUUCACUGGCUGAUAUGUUUUUGUUUGGUUAGACACGACCUGUUUUGAUGACUUCCUAUGUCCAACUUAAUUGAUGCAGAUGGAGUAUCUAUCGGAUUUAUUAAUUUAUUUAAGAAAAUGGAAACUUGGUCUAUGCCGAGGCGACCAAUGAUUGGACGCACACCAACUGUUUGACGAAAUGGGCGGUUAUUUGCCGUGUACAUCUCAUCGGGUCUUCCUAAUCUUACUCAAUUACAUUGUUCAUGUGUGGUAAUAUUUCCUCUGAUUAAAGACUUCGACAUGUGAUUCUUGUAGUUGGUUGAUGCAAAUGCUACAUCCUGCAGGUAAGAAGCUGCCAAGUUGGCAGAACAGUUCGCUAGCUCCGCAAACUUCUUAAGUCUUGGUAGCGUGAGUAAGACUACCAUCUAGCAUGUCGUCCUAAGUUGGUAAAAGUGAUGUAAUGCAAGGAUGGGCUCCAUGUUGAAAUAAAAUAAGAUUACUAAUGGUUAGUGCAUGAAUAAAAGAAGAGCACGCAGUCAGAAAGAGCCUUGGGACUGAAUUGUCUUCCAAGUCUGCAACAAUAGUCUUCUUUCUCGAGAUAUUGUUGAUACUUGCGUUGAAAGAUGGGGAGUAAAUGGGAAUUUCCAAGAAAUUAUGUGUGCUUGAUUAGGUGGUCAUGACAGAGAUGAGGAUAUAUAACAGCUCACUCCCUCAUUGACCUCUCCAAUUUCAUCAAACUGCGUCCCAUUGUUUCAACAUCUCCUGCCCUCUUCCAUUAUCGAGUGAGCUGCAGUUAUUUGAGAUAUUUCCUCAACAAUCUGAAGUUUCAGAACCCUGCUCCUCCCACAAGGGAGAUCCAGGGACAAUCCUUUUGUUUUGCUGUUUGAGCAGUAUGGGCACAAUUUUGGAUGCUCUCACUUCGAAAUUCCUGACAAAGCUUGGUGAGAUUAUCCAGGAUGAGGUUGUGAUAACUUUGAGUGUGAAAAAGGACAUCAAAAGGCUCAAGAAAAAUCUGGAACAUUUCAGUGCUGUUCGUGAGGAUGCCGAAGCUCUGGCCAUGCAAGAUAGAGGGAUAGAGUCAUGGUGGAAGAGCAUGACCGACGUUAUGUUCGAUGUGGAUGAUAUAAUAGAUCAUUUCACAGUUCACUCACAGAAGCUUGUCCAGCCACCUAGAUUGGUAUGUUGCAAUCAGUCCCUUUUCUCGUGUUUCACGAAGCUUUCAUUUGAUCACAGGGCUGCUAAAAGAAUUAAGGAUAUAAACGAAAAGCUUGAUGAAAUUAAAAUGAACAGAGAGAUGUUCAGCUUGGAGAGAACCAAUCAUCAACAGUUUCAAAUGACUGUUGUGGACAGAACUCAGACAUCUCCCAUAGAUGAACUAGAGGUUGUUGGAAAAGAUAUCAAACAGGCUGCCGACGACAUGGUCAAAAUGAUCGUUAGUAACUGUCAUGAGAACAAAUCAACUGUUUUUGGUAUUCAAGGGAUGGGUGGCAUCGGCAAGACGACAUUAGCCCAGAGGAUAUAUAACGAGCAGAGGAUAAGAGAGAGAUUCCAAGUUCAUAUAUGGUUGUGCAUUUCUCAGAGCUACACUGAAAUUGGUUUGCUAAAGCAGGCAAUACGAAUGGCAGGAGCAACAUGUGAUCAACUUGAGACCAAGACGGAACUUCUUCCACAUCUCAUGGACACUAUCAGAGGAAAAAGUUUAUUUCUCGUUUUGGAUGAUGUGUGGAAAUCUGAUGUCUGGAUUGAUCUUCUUCGGACGCCUUUUGAGAGAUGCUUGAAUGCCCAUAUCCUUGUCACCACAAGAGACCUGGAUGUUUUGGCAGAAAUGCAUGCAACAUAUACUCACCAAGUAAACAAAAUGAAUGAUUAUGAUGGCCUGGAACUGCUUGUGAAGAAGUCCUUCCGACCAUAUGAGCAAAUAAGUGAAUCUAGUGAUGUUGGGUAUCAAAUAGUAAAAAAAUGUGAUGGACUUCCUCUAGCCAUCAAGGUUGUUGCGGGUGUCCUGUCAACUAAAAGAACAAAAGCAGAAUGGGAGAGCAUCCGAGAUAGCCAAUGGUCUAUUCAUGGGCUUCCCAGAGAACUAGGAGGCCCCCUGUAUUUAAGUUACAGCAACUUACCCCCUCAACUGAAGCAGUGCUUUCUUUGGUGUGCUUUGUUGCCUCCAAAUUUUGAUAUUAAGCGUGAUGCUGUUGCUUACUGGUGGGUCGCCGAAGGUUUUGUGAGGAAAGAGCACAAGUACUCAGUUCAUGAGAUUGCUGAAGAGUACUACCAUGAGCUAAUUAGGAGGAAUCUUCUGCAACCAAAACCAGAAUUCGUGGACAAAUGUGUCUCAACAAUGCAUGAUUUGUUGAGGUCACUUGGACAAUAUUUGACGAAGGAUCACUCCUUAUUCAUGAAUGCAGAAAAUAACAAAGCCCUAUCAAAUUUGCGCCGCUUAUGUAUCAGCAGUGCUAUAGAAGAAAUACCUGCCAUAGAAGAGCAGAAGUGCAUGAGGAGCCUCCUAAUUUUUAAUAACAAAAACUUCAAGUCACUUAACGAAGACAUUUUCAGAAAGCUUGAGCAUAUACGUAUCUUAGUUAUGAGUGGAACAGGCAUCCAAAGUGUACCAGAGUCAGUGGGAAACUUGGUGAUGUUGAGGUUGCUAGAUCUAAGCUUUACAAAAAUUAACAAGCUCCCAGAGUCCAUAGGAAGCCUUAUCAGUCUUGAAUACCUCUCACUGCGUGGUUGCUAUAAGUUGAAUAGCCUGCCAGCUAGUUUAAUUAGACUAUCCAACAUAAGUUUUCUUCAUCUAGAUCAGGCUGCAAUUGAUCAUGUUCCUGAAGGAAUUACGAAGUUCCAGCAGCUCUACAACCUUAGAGGAGUUUUCGAAAGCGGCACUGGGUUCAGGUUGGAUGAAUUACAGUGUCUCCCCAAUAUCCAACGUCUCUCGGUUGAAAAGCUAGAAAAAGCAACACCAGGGGGUGCACUUGUACUCAAGAAGAGUCGUAAUCUCAGAGAACUGUGGCUGCACUGCACAAUGGGCAUGAGUACUCAUGAUAGAACUCAUUACCAGGCCAACGAAGUUGAAAGAAUCCAGCAAGUCUGUGAGAUGCUUAUUCCAUCACCAAGCCUACUAUAUAUUUUCCUUGUUGGGUUCCCUGGUGUAAGGUUACCAGAAUGGCUCUGUUCAGAACCGGAGCAUAAGCUGCCAAAUUUGGCUCAUAUGCACCUCAAUGAGUGCAUAUCAUGUUCACAGCUUCCACCAGCAGGCCAGAUGCCAGAACUACUAGUGCUUAAUAUCAGAGGUGCAGAUGCAGUAGUGAGUAUCGGUGCAGAACUCCUGGGGAAAGGCGUGAUUAGUGCAGCAGCUUUUUUCCCAAAGCUCGAAUUGCUUCACAUCAUUGACAUGCGCAAUUUGGAAAGUUGGUCCCUCAACACUGGAAACCUGUGUGAUAACAUGGAUGUCAAAAAUCAACAGCUCGUUCUGAUGCCUUGUCUUAAGCGCCUGUUGCUUCUUGAUUGCCCAAAACUAAGAGCUCUUCCUGAAGAUUUGCAUAGUGUUGUCAAUUUAAAAAGAAUUCACAUUGAAGGUGCACACAAGCUGCAAGAAGUUGCCAACCUUCCUGUAGUUGUGUGGCUCAAGGUCAAGAAUAACAGAUGUUUGAGGAGGAUCUCCAAUCUUUGUAAGCUGCAGGACUUGUUUGCCCAGGACUGCCCAGAACUGGAUCAGGCAGAGAGCCUUAGCUCACUGAAACGCUUGUACAUGGUUGACUGCCCGAACGCCCAGCAAUUCAGGAAGUGCGUCCUGAAAGAAGAACAAGACGUCCUAGUCCAUGCUGCAACACUUGGUGGGGAUGGCCGGGAUAUCUUUCCAGAUGAAUCUCUCUAUAAUUAGAAAGGGAAGAAUUAAGGCUGACAGCAAAAUGGACAUGGGGAUUGAGGACCUUGGAGCUUAUUCGUUUUGUUCCUUCAGAACAUUAUUUUUCAGGGCAACUCAUUGUGUUUUUGCCCGUUAAGAUUCUUGUUUUUUUUUUCUUUUUGUAUUUUUUAGUAUGCCGAGCCUCCUGGUGUUGCUUUCCAAGGCCAGUAGCACUCUUGAAGUGUAUGCAAUGUCCUGGAACUUGGGGGGAAGAAAGAGAAACGUUUGAAUAUGCAACUUAUUAUUUCCUAGA